This is a messenger RNA of Echinostoma caproni, 228 nucleotides long. The record is from the annotation of a GenBank genome assembly. Lineage: Eukaryota; Metazoa; Platyhelminthes; Trematoda; Plagiorchiida; Echinostomatidae.
AUGCCGUACCGUGAAUUCAUUCUUCAGUUCAAUAAACAGGCGUCAAAAUGCAACUAUGAUGAUCGAUUGGAAGAACAACUUUGUGAUCGUCUCGUUGCUGGAAUCAACAACAGCUCAUUAAAGCGUAAGAUUUUGAAAAAGAAUGACAUCACAAUUACUGAGGCUCAAAAAAUCGGUGUUGAUUCUGGAGGACCCGUCUCGAACGAGUUACGCUUGCGUCACUACUGA